Molecule: messenger RNA, 4277 nt
Organism: Ornithorhynchus anatinus (platypus)
Lineage: Eukaryota; Metazoa; Chordata; Mammalia; Monotremata; Ornithorhynchidae
Gene: ARHGEF3
Product: Rho guanine nucleotide exchange factor 3
Exons: 13
Coding region: 365-2023 (552 amino acids)
Biological process (GO): intracellular signal transduction; positive regulation of Rho protein signal transduction
Molecular function (GO): guanyl-nucleotide exchange factor activity
Source: RefSeq, a predicted model, not a curated record
UCCCUUUUAUUUUCUUUUGUUCUUUCUGUCUUUCCGGGCCCCAUGUGGCUACGAGGCCGGCUUGAUCUCAGAGUUUCACCGUCACUGCCGCCUCCUCCCGCACUUUUGUCGGUGGUUGCCGAGCGCCGGCCCUCACCGGGGGGAGCUCGGCCGAACGACUCCCGCCCCGGCCCCGUCUUCCACUUCUCCCUCCGGCGCGCACCUGAAACCCUCCCCGGGAGCCUCAGCCGCAGCCCUGGACCACCCCCCGCGGCAGCCGGCGCCCACGGGACCGCCCGGCCCACGCACGGCGGCUAGGAAAAAGCUCAAUGUCAGCAGCCCAGCAUCACUGGACAAUCCCACACCCCUGGACAACCCGAUAAUAAUGAACCAGUUGGCUUGCAAAGGGAUGGAAGGAAGUAAAGAAAGACCUAAACGCCAGCGGCAGAACAACUUUUCGAUGUUUCCUUCCCCUAAAGGCUGGAAUUUCAGAGGGCGGAAACGGAAGCAGAGUACUCAAGAUGAAGAUGCCAUUAGUCUCUGUAGCCUUGAUGCAAGCGAACCUAGUAACAAACGGGUCAAGCCUCUUUCGAGAGUCACGUCAUUAGCAAACCUCAUUCCUCCUGUGAAAGCAACUCCAUUGAAGCGAUUCGGUCAAACACUUCAGCGUUCAAUUAGCUUUCGCAGCGAUAGUCGUCCUGAUAUACUCACCCCGCGACCCUGGUCUCGAAAUGCAGCUCCUACUAGCACAAAACGAAGAGACAGCAAGCUGUGGAGUGAGACUUUUGAUGUUUGUGUCAAUCAUAUGCUUACAUCCAAGGAAAUCAAACGUCAAGAGGCUAUUUUUGAGCUUUCCCAGGGGGAAGAAGACUUGAUCGAGGACUUGAAAUUAGCAAAAAAGGCAUAUCAUGACCCCAUGCUUAAACUCUCCAUAAUGACAGAACAAGAGUUAAACCAAAUUUUUGGAACACUGGACUCCUUAAUCCCUCUGCAUGAAGAUCUUCUCAGUCAGCUUCAGAAAGUAAGGAAGACCGACGGAUCCACUGACCAUGUCGGCCACAUCCUGGUGGGCUGGCUGCCUUGCCUCAGUUCGUAUGACAGCUACUGCAGCAACCAAGUGGCUGCCAAGGCAUUACUGGACCUCAAGAAGCAAGAUCGUCGUGUGCAAGAUUUCCUGCAACGUUGCUUGGAGUCACCCUUCAGCCGCAAACUGGAUCUCUGGAAUUUCCUUGAUAUCCCCAGAAGCCGUUUAGUAAAAUAUCCACUGCUUCUUAGGGAAAUAUUGAGGCACACACCAAAUGACAGCCCAGACCAGCAACACCUGGAGGAAGCUAUAAACAUCAUUCAAGGAAUAGUAGCAGAAAUUAACACAAAGACUGGAGAAUCUGAAUGCCAAUAUUAUAAAGACAGACUAAUUUAUCUUGAUGAAGGCCAGAAGGAUGCCUUGAUUGAUAGUUCACGGGUAUUGUGUUGUCAUGGUGAAUUGAAAAACAACAGGGGUGUGAAACUGCAUGUCUUCCUGUUCCAACAAGUGCUUGUGAUUACUCGAGCCAUAACUCACAAUGAACAGCUUUGUUACCAGCUAUACAGACAGCCAAUCCCUGUGAAAGACCUUGUGCUGGAAGAUUUACAAGAUGGAGAAGUGAGAUUAGGUGGAUCCAUCCGAGGUGCCUUUAGUAACAAUGAGAGAGUCAAAAACUUCUUCAGAGUAAGCUUCAAAAGUGGAUCUCAAAGCCAGACCCAUUCACUGCAAGCCAAUGACACCUUCAACAAACAGCAGUGGCUUAACUGUAUCCGCCAAGCCAAAGAAACCAUUCUAUGUGCAGCGGGACAGGUUGGGAUGCUUGAUUCAGAAGAACAUUUUCGAAUACCUGCCACUUUGAGCAGAGAGCCCCAGGGAGAAAUUAAGCCCGAACAAAUGGACCAAUCAGACAAUGACUCAGACUGUAGUAUGGACACUAGUGAAAUCAGCCUUGACUGUGAGCGCAUGGAGCAAACAGACUCUUUCUGUGGGAACAGUAAACAGAUAGAAAGCAACAUUUAAUAGAGACUUAAAUCCUUCCUGGAAGUAGCCCUGUGUCUGUCUUGUACAGUAUUUGCAUUCCGUAAAUGGAAUCAUCUGGAGAAGCACUUUUUAAUUCUUUUUGUGACAGUGUGGACAGUCUCUUGUUUCUGUACCUUUGACUGUAGUAUUGUAACUGCCAAUCUGUCAUUGUAAGCCAGAGUCUUUUGCAGCUGUUGUCCUGUAGUGUAUUUCUAAAAUGUCUGGGUGGAUGAAAGAGGUACUUGACCAGUUACUUUCAGUUGUCUUGCUGGAAAAUAGAAUCUCUAAACAGUUGUUUAUUCAUAUGUUUCCUAAGUAAUUUUUCCCUGCUUUUUCAGUGCUUUGCUUGAUUUCAGAUAUGGCAGCUGAAACUUGGAGUUUAGAGCACCUCAAGUGACAAAUGAAGUUAUCUAUGUGUGGUGAUGGUGUUUAGAAUGAGGAAAAAGCAAUGAAGGGGAGAAGUCAAAUCCUUGGGAUUAAUUUGGUCCAAUAUGGUGAUAUUUAAUCAAAAGGUAUUAAUGGACUAUGUCUCUGACACUUAGAGGCUUAAUUUUUAAAAUGACAAAAGAUCUGGAAAGGCAACACAUUUAGUCCUAAUCAGUGCAUUUAUUAGAACAAGUAAUAAAAAGGAUAACUCCAAGUCUUCAGCUGGAAUUCUGAACAUAGAAUAACAUAGUAUAUGUGUGGUAAUUGGGAGUUUGCUUAUAGUACCAUUUCUAGUCCAGCGCAUUAGCCGAGAUUAAAAGAUGACGCUAUUGAUGGUGAGAUCCUACACCAUGUAUGUGCAUGAAUGUGGCUGAAACCUUUGAUGUGUGCUCAACACUCCCUUCUCAUUGUGUGCAGGGAAGGUAGUUCCUUGAUGUCCUGUAUUGGGCCUGUCUUUGUUUUAAAGUCUGUCUCUUGGUCCCCUGAUCUUUCUGAAGCAUUUGUUUGAGGAGAGGAGUUUUUCCUCCCAAUUGUUGACUGCUGGACUGAUCUAUCUGAUACAGUUCUCUCUCAGCAUUUCACUGCUCUGCUGCAGUGUUUGAGACUAUGCUUUACUGUGUCUUUAUAUUGCUUAUUCUGCUUUCUUGACUUGUGUGUGCCUCUUCCAAUUCAUCAUACAGUAGCUGCUUGGGUACCCUGCUGUCAUACAUUCUCCUCACAAGUUCUGCCUAGCAGAGCUGUGUUGCUGUGAGCAUUUAAGGACCCAAAGGGUGUAAAGAAUGAAAGCACUGUAAUGACGAGGAGGCCCCUCUGAGUAGACACACUAAUAUUUUAAAGUGUGAAUUAAUUGGUGAUGAAAGAAUUUUAGUGAUAGAAUACAUGUUUCUAUUUACAAAUGGAAAAUAAUUUGGGGUGAGAAAGGUAAUUUACCUAUGAGAAGUAGAAAUGUCUAAAAAACUGGGGAACAUCAUGCCAUUUUAUUUUUCCCCUUUGCUUUUAUGGGUCACCUUGUUGUUGCCUCUGACCUGAAUCGUCACUUUACUUCUCAGGGGUAGAGGCAGUAAAAAUAUAGUUAAUCAGAUUCCUGAGAAAUAAUGAGAGAUGUUGAGAGUUUGAUUAGUUACUGAACUAUUCCUAUGAGGCCAGCCUAACUAGAAAUCUCUAUCCAUCUUCAAUUUGCUGUGCUGAGUCAUUGUGAAAUUUCAGUAAUUUGAACUAAAUUCACUAAAACACAUCUUAAAUAUAAAUGUAAAUAUUAAAGGAUGACCUGUGCAAAAGUAUCCCCACACCAGUACUAAUAGCAGUAAUUCUAAAUUAUUGCCAAAAGACGCUCUUAGAAAAAUGAAAAUCCCAUGUUUUACAAGUUUACAGAAAGGAGUAAAUGAAAUGUCAUUUUUGCCUUGUACAUAGGCUAAGUCCAUUAGAGGAAAAAUCAAUGUGACAAAAUAAUCAGUAUAAAGACAAUGUAUAUUACUUUAUUUUUUAAAAAAAUGUCAGUUUUAUCCUGUAGACCAUUUCUGUAUUUAUAGAUUUUAAACGUGGUGAAUUUUUCUAUUUCAGGUUUUGUGAUUUAUUUAAAACUGCUUCGUGUCCAAAGUUGAUCUGUAGAUUUAGUGACUGUCUGAGAAUGCUAGAAAUUAAAGCAGAAGAAAGAAUGCAGCAUUAACCAUUAGCCAGCAUAUGCUAAAGUUGAAAAGAGACUGGUAAAAGGAUGCCCUAUGGGGGAAAAAAGAGUACAUGAAUGUUUGAGGAAAUUAUUUUUUUGUAUAAUGACCUUAAACUUUCUGGAAGCAUUUCAAAUAAAUUACAUUGACUAUUGUUUUGUUUA